Messenger RNA from Heterocephalus glaber (naked mole-rat), 2174 nucleotides. It is a transcript of the gene Hyal1, whose product is annotated as hyaluronidase 1. Gene Ontology annotation, molecular function: hyalurononglucosaminidase activity. Gene Ontology annotation, biological process: carbohydrate metabolic process; hyaluronan catabolic process. The record is from RefSeq and is a predicted model, not a curated record. Gene Ontology annotation, cellular component: cytoplasmic vesicle. NCBI's taxonomy places the organism in Eukaryota, Metazoa, Chordata, Mammalia, Rodentia, Bathyergidae.
GCCCGCCCCUGGACUGAGUCCUGUGACCACCUACAAAAGCUCAAAGUUUCCAGCAGCAGCUCUUCCUCUGGGAGCUUCUGGAGCAGCUGGGGGACUGUGUGGAACAGAAUCUGGCUAAAAUCUGCCUGGGCUCCCAUUGCCUGGGGCAGGAAAUUUGGAAGAUGAAGCCCUUCAGUCCAGAGGUUUCCCCACACCCGCCCCAUGUCAUCACAGCCCACCUGCUUCAAAUCUGUACCCUCUUCCUGAUCUUGCUCGACAUGACAAGCUCCAGGGGUCCUGUGGUACCCAACCAACCCUUCACCACGAUCUGGAAUGCAGACACCCAGCGAUGCCUGAAGAACUACAGUGUGGACGUGGACGUCAGUAUCUUUGAUGUGGUAGCCAACCCUGGGCAAACCUUUCAUGGCCCUAACAUGACCAUUUUCUACAGCUCAGAGCUGGGCACCUACCCCUACUACACAGCCACUGGGGAGCCUGUGUUUGGUGGCCUGCCACAGAAUGCCAGCCUAAGUGAACACCUGGCCUACACAUUCCAUGACAUCCAGGCAGCUAUGCCUGCACCUGACUUCUCAGGGCUGGUGGUCAUUGACUGGGAGGCAUGGCGCCCACGCUGGGCCUUCAACUGGGACACGAAGGAUAUUUACCGAGAGCGCUCACAGGCACUGAUUCAGGCACAGCACCCUGAUUGGCCUGAAAGUCGGGUGAAGACAGUAGCCAAGGACCAGUUCCAGGAGGCUGCGAGGGCCUGGAUGGCAGGUACCCUCCAGCUAGGACAGACACUGCGUCCUCAUGGCCUCUGGGGCUUCUAUGGCCUCCCUGACUGCUACAACUAUGACUUUAAAAGUCCCAACUAUACAGGCCAGUGCCCAUUAGGCAUCCUUCCUGAGAAUGACCAGCUAGGGUGGCUGUGGAACCAGAGCCGUGCCCUCUACCCCAGUAUCUACAUACCUGCAGCACUGAUAGGCACAGGGAUGACACAGAAGUAUGUGCGACACCGUGUGGGUGAGGCAUUUCGUGUGGCCAGAACUGCCAGCAACCCCAGUCUACCAGUGCUGCCCUACAUCCAGAUCUUCUAUGAUACAACAAACCAUCUUCUGCCCCUGGAGGAGCUGGAGCACACCCUAGGGGAGAGUGCAGCUCAAGGAGCAGCAGGAGUGGUGUUCUGGGUGAGCUCAGAGGACACAAAUUCGAAGGUAAACUGCGGGGGAGCAUCAAGCUCACUGGGGCAACCUGGGCCCACCCUUCCACCUCUAAAGUUCUGGCUGGCAGCAUGGCAGUGUCUCAAUGCCCUAAGUGGGCCCAAGCAUGGCCAUGGUGUCCCUGACGCUCCCCUUCCCACCCAGGAAUCAUGCCAGGCCAUCAAAGAGUAUAUGGAUACCACACUAGGGCCCUUCAUCCUGAAUGUGACCAGUGGGGCUCUUCUCUGCAGUCAAGCCCUGUGCUCUGGCCAUGGCCGCUGUGCCCGCCACCCCAGCCAUCCUGAGGCCCUCCUCAUCCUCAACCCUGCCAGCUUCUCCAUCCAGUUCACACCUGGUGGCAAGCCCCUGACCCUGAAAGGUGGCCCCUCACUAGAAGAUCAGGCACAGAUGGCUAUGAAGUUCAGAUGUCGCUGCUACCGUGGCUGGCGUGGGGCAUUUUGCGGGCAGCCAGAUGUGUGAUGAUUGGCCACACCAGUCUGCACACACUGAGAACCUAAUGUACUCUGGGCUGGCCAUGGCUUCCUCAAAUACAGACACUGUCACUCAAAUCAUAGUCACAGGAGUACACUGAGUCACCAUCAUGGGCAUAUGCCUUGCACACAAACGCACACUCACAAACCAGGACAACUACAUAAGGAGUUAGCAACAGGGGCAGACACCACCGACCCCAUGUUCAAAGAUGUCUAUGUGACAAGAUCAUAGACAGUUCCUCUAGAGAACUUUGCAAGUCUUGUGCUAAUCAUGCCAAAUGGGCUAACUCUUCACAGUAAGUGUAAUGCACCCACUGGGAAGAUGUGUACUUUUUGCCCAAGGUUACACAGAAGAAAACAGAGAAGCUAGGAUUCAAACCAAAGCUAUCUGGCUCCAGAGAUAAAACCCUUGAACACCUACUGUGUGGUGGUGGUAGCCAGUCCCCUGAAUCCGCAGAUAGGCACCAGCCCCGCACAAUCCAGCCAAUAAAGUAGUCAUGAUUUA